Messenger RNA from Oldenlandia corymbosa var. corymbosa, 870 nucleotides. NCBI's taxonomy places the organism in Eukaryota, Viridiplantae, Streptophyta, Magnoliopsida, Gentianales, Rubiaceae. The record is from the annotation of a GenBank genome assembly.
AUGCAUAUCGAAAACAAAAUGAGGAGGUCAAUCUGGAUUUUCAGUAUUUUGGUGUUUGUGACAUUGGAUUUAGUAGGUGUUUCUGGGAGCAAUAUUUCACAAGAAGUUAGCAUAACUUAUGGUACUGAUAAACGAGCAAAGUUUCUUGAUGGUGGCUUAACUCUCAGUUUGUCCUUAGACAAUUUUUCCGGUUCCGGUUUUCAGUCCAACAAUGAGUAUUUGUUUGGAAGAUUUGAUAUUCGGAUGAAGCUUGUCCCUGGCAAUUCCGCCGGCACCGUGGCCACUUUUUAUUUAUCAUCUCAAGGGCCAGCACACGAUGAGGUCGAUUUCGAGUUCCUAGGGAAUGCGUCUGGGCAACCAUACACACUCUCAACCAAUGUUUACUCUCAAGGAAAAGGGAACAGAGAACAACAAUUUCGACUUUGGUUUGAUCCCACAAUCGCCUACCAUACAUAUACCAUUGUUUGGAACCCUCAAAACAUCAUAUUCUUGGUUGACAAUAUACCAAUAAGGAUAUUCGUAAACAAGGAAGCAAGGGGAGUUCCGUUCCCAAACAACCAACCAAUGAAAAUAUACGGCACUUUAUGGGACGCGGAAGACUGGGCAACCCAAGGUGGCCGUGUCAAGACCGAUUGGUCCAACCAACCAUUCACGAUUUAUUACCAGAAUUUCGACCCGGUCGGUUGUGUUGUUCCGGCACAACCCGGCUCGCCGCCAUGUAACCCGACAUGGCAACCUCACGACCUUGAUCCUAAAGGCCGGAAUUUGAUCAGAUGGGCUCAGCAAAAAUCAAUGAUCUACAACUACUGUGUGGAUCGGGUCAGGUUUCCUCGGCAUCGUCCUCGCGAAUGCCGGGGCACCAGGUUCUAA